AUGAGUUCUACCUCAGAUCAGACUGCUGGCCUAACCGGCGUAGUGGCCGAUAAUGCUAUCUCUCCUGAGCGCCCUAUCCCGACGAUGAAAUCGCCUAUAGACGGAUCAGUUCUUGGCUAUGCUGAGGAUAAACCCGUGCAUGGUAAUGGCGUCAAAGAAAUGGCGCCGAUUGUCGAGCUGCUUGAGAAUGCAGGAGUGUCUUGCUGCAUGGUUGCCGAACCAGCGUUGAUCUACUAUGGGGCUGGACGGGUUAUGACGGUUUUCCUUCCCGGUGCCAGCCAUAUACAAUGGAUCGUCUGUGUUCCGGUUGAUAAACUGGUGCAAGCCACCGAGAUUAUGCUCCAGCACAAUGGUGUACUCGAGCCUUACCGAGCAUCCGCCCUAAGGAGGUUAUCAGUAUACGCCCAAAGUUUAUUGGAGACUUUGAACCUAGUAGACCUUGAUGAUCUUGUUGAUGGAAUGGAUCUGACAACUGAAUGGGGCGAAACGAAUUUGAAGUUGGAUGGCACGGCCGAUGCAGCAUGGGGUCGCUGGCGCGCUGAUUUCCUGAACAAUGGCGAAAAGGCAGAGGAUGGUGAUAUUCCGCAGUGGUGUUUCAAUCCUCCGAAUCUACUUGAAAUCUGGCAGGAAACAACCUCGCCAGAAGCAAAGCAGCACCGACAGGGUUGGAAGUAUCACCCUCGCAUGGCAACUCGGUUUCGAAGGCAUAACCAGAAGGAUCCACGGUUACGCACGCGGCUUUAUUGUUGA
Molecule: messenger RNA, 750 nt
Organism: Uncinocarpus reesii 1704
Lineage: Eukaryota; Fungi; Ascomycota; Eurotiomycetes; Onygenales; Onygenaceae
Exons: 3
Coding region: 1-750 (249 amino acids)
Source: RefSeq, a predicted model, not a curated record